AUGCUUGGCACUUUAGUUCAGAUCAUCUCCAAGACUGACCUCAUCAAAUACAUGCUCACUCGGCCGAUCAUACGCGGCCGAAUCGGGAAGUGGACGAUGGCAUUGUCCGAAUUCACCUUCCAAUAUGUGAAUUUAACCGUGUAUUAUGUGACGUCGGUCAAAGGUCAGGCAUUGGCCGAUUUCUUGGCCCACCACCCCGCUCAGGGGCAGGAAGAAGAGUUGGAGGUCAAGAUCGGCAUGGCUCGCAUGGAGAAGAACUACUGGACCAUGUACUUCGAUGGCUCCAGUACCGAGACCAGAUCUGGGGCCGGGGUCGUGAUCGAGUCCCCCCAAGGACAAAGGUGGCAAUAUGCGUUCCAACUUGAUUUCAAAUGCACCAAUAAUCAGGCCGAAUAUGAAGCGCUCAUCAUUGGUCUUGAAAUUCUAAAAGAAAUGAAGGCAACCCGUGUCCUGGUCUACGCCAACGAGUUUUCUAGGAUCUCCUUCGUUCACAUGCCGCGCGUCGAACACCAUGAGGCCAAUGAGAUGGCCCAGGUAGCGUCAGGUGUGAACAUUCCGGACAACGACCACGACCGUGUGAUAAGAAUCGAGAAGCGUACCCUGUCGGCUUUGGCCGAGCGAGGAAUGAUGACGCAAGUAUCAUCGGUCGAAAUUACCGACGAGGUCGAAACGGCUGAAGGCGACUGGCGCUACCCCAUAAUAAAGUAUCUGCGCGAUCCCUCCAGCAACCAUGAAAGGACUACUCGUUUCCGAGCUCGGUGUUAUUUGAUUUAUCAAAACAAGCUGUAUCGAAAAGGAUCAAACGGCUAUGCCCCAGCGCCGAAGAUAUUAAGGUUGUCAUGA
Molecule: messenger RNA, 843 nt
Organism: Prunus armeniaca (apricot)
Lineage: Eukaryota; Viridiplantae; Streptophyta; Magnoliopsida; Rosales; Rosaceae
Source: the annotation of a GenBank genome assembly